AUAGUAAUGGAUUGAUAGUGAAAAGCCAACCUACGGGCGGUAUAAACUAGAGACCCCUCCCCCAUAAACAGAAAGGAGGAAAUUUUGAGCAGGAAAAUUAAUUAGUUAAGAAGAAUAUGGAAAGAGAUCAAAGGAUCUGUAAGCUGGAUGCGUUUGCAGUUGUACUGGUGGCGUCUCUAGGUGUGAAUAUAUGGUUGGUGAGUAAGGUUUUUAUGGAUUCUACUAGGAUGAUGACGAUGAGUUGGAGCAGAAGAGCAGCAAUGGAAGCUGAGGCUGUGGGAGCCAUAUCAUGUUCAGGCCAUGGAAGAGCAUACUUGGAUGGUGAUGAUAAUGAUGGGAAAUCAGAACCUGUUUGCGAGUGUCACUUAUGCUUUCAAGGCACUGAUUGUUCUGUUCUUAUUCCCAAUUGUAAAGCUAACGCUGAUGGUGGGGAUCCAUUAUUCUUAGAGCCAUUCUGGGUGAAGCAUGCGACAAGCAGUGCAAUAGUAGUGGCAGGAUGGCACAGAAUGAGCUACACAUACAAUGAUAAUAGUUUCAUAUCAAAAGAGCUUGAAAAGCUGAUACGCAAGGUUCAUGCACAUGUGGGAAAUGCCAUCACAGAAAACAGGUAUAUAGUGUUUGGUGCAGGCUCAACCCAACUGCUGGCUGCUGCUGUUCAUGCCUUGUCUCCCACCAAUUCCUCCGCCCCACCCGCUGCUGUUCUUGCUUCUGUUCCUUACUACGGGCUGUAUGAGGCACAAGCGAAGUUGUUUAAGUCGACGGAGUUCAAGUUUGAAGGAGACGCAAGGUUGUGGAAGAACAAUUCAUAUGCCAAUAGACAAGUGAUUGAGUUUGUGACUUCCCCCAACAAUCCAGAUGGGCUGCCAAAUAAGGCAGUUGUGAAUGGACCAAAUGCAAAAUCAAUUCAUGAUCACGCCUAUUACUGGCCACAUUUUACACCAAUUCCAGCUCCGGCCGAUGAAAAUCUCAUGAUUUUUACAAUAUCUAAGCUUACGGGUCAUGCUGGAACCCGAUUCGGAUGGGCAGUGAUAAAGGAGAAGUCAGUAUAUGAAAGAAUGACAAUAUUUAUGCAAUUGAACAGCAUGGGGGUUUCAAGGGAUACCCAACUCAGAGCUCUCAAGCUUCUUAAAGUUGUAGUUGGAGCAAAAGGAGAAAGAGACAUAUUCAAUUUCGGCUACAACACCAUGAAAAGCAGGUGGGAGAAGCUCAAAAUCACUUUCUCAACGUCCAACCGAUUUACUCUUCAAAAAAUUCUUCCUCAGUACUGCACUUUUUUGCGCACAAUUAGAGAAUCUUCACCCGCUUAUGCAUGGUUGAGGUGCGAGAGGAAAGAAGAUAAAGAUUGCAGUGCAGUCCUCAAUGCAGCAAAUAUAAUUGGCCGUGAAGGAAGCAUAUUUCGUGCUGAAGAUCGAUACGUACGCCUCAGCCUUGUAAGAAACCAAGAUGAUUUUGAUCUACUCAUACACCGACUAAAUAAACUUGUUACCAAAGAAGAUGGCACCAAAACUAUGUGAAGAAUGGAAUCAUCAUCUUCUCAAUCGAU
Molecule: messenger RNA, 1543 nt
Organism: Carica papaya (papaya)
Lineage: Eukaryota; Viridiplantae; Streptophyta; Magnoliopsida; Brassicales; Caricaceae
Product: tryptophan aminotransferase-related protein 3-like
Biological process (GO): amino acid metabolic process
Molecular function (GO): carbon-sulfur lyase activity; transaminase activity
Source: RefSeq, a predicted model, not a curated record